GGUGGGGCCUGCCGGAGCUGCGCUGUCCACCCGCCGGAGCCGCGCUGGGGCCGGAGCCGCCGCUGCGGGAGGGAGGCAGCGCCAUGGCCGAGAGAUGUGACGUGGUCGUGGUCGGCGGCGGCAUCUCAGGUCUCUCGGCAGCCAAACUCCUGACUGAGUCAGGCUUGAAUGUGGUGCUACUGGAAGCCAGUGACAGGGUUGGAGGAAGAACUUUCACGCUAAGGAAUAAGCAAGUUAAAUAUGUGGACCUAGGAGGAGCAUACGUGGGACCAACACAAAAUCGUCUCCUGCGGUUAUCUAAAGAGUUAGGAAUAGAGACGUAUAAAGUGAAUGAAGCUGAACACCUGAUACACCAUGUCAAGGGUAAAUCUUACCCUUUUAAAGGUCCGUUCCCACCUAUGUGGAAUCCUUUGGCCUACCUGGACUACAACAACCUGUGGAGGACCAUGGAUGAAAUGGGAAAGGAGAUUCCCAAUGAAGCUCCAUGGAAGGCUCCACAUGCAGAAGAAUGGGACAAAAUGACUAUGCAAGACUUCAUAGAUAAAAUUUGCUGGACAAAGGCUGCCAAGAAUUUUGCAACUCUGUUUGUGAAUGUAGACGUCACUUCUGAACCCCACGAGGUCUCUGCUCUUUGGUUUUUGUGGUACGUGAAGCAGUGUGGGGGGACAGCCAGGAUAUUCUCAACAACCAAUGGAGGGCAGGAAAGAAAGUUUGUUGGAGGCGCUGGCCAAAUUAGUGAGAAAAUGAUGGAGCGACUGGGAGGCCGAGUGAAGCUAGGGAAGCCAGUAGUCCGCAUUGACCAGUCAGGAGAAAAUGUCACAGUGGAAACCUUAGAUCAUGAUUUAUAUGAGGGCAAAUAUGUGAUCAGUGCCAUUCCUCCAGCUCUUGGUUUGAAGAUUCAUUUCAACCCACCUUUGCCCCCAAUGAGAAAUCAGUUGAUCAACCGAAUCCCCAUGGGCUCAGUCAUCAAGUGCAUCGUGUACUAUAAGGAAACUUUCUGGAGGAAGAAGGAUUAUUGUGGUACCAUGAUCAUUGAAGAUGAGGAUGCUGCAAUUGGUCUGACGCUUGAUGAUACUAAGCCUGAUGGCAGCUUUCCUGCCAUAAUAGGCUUCAUUCUCGCUCGAAAGUGUAGAAGACUGAUGCACCUCACAAAAGAAGAAAGGAAGAAGAAGCUGUGUGAGCUCUAUGCAAGGGUCCUGGGAUCAGAGGAUGCUUUACAUCCAGUGCAUUAUGAAGAGAAGAACUGGUGUGAAGAGCAGUAUUCUGGAGGGUGCUACACAGCAUAUUUCCCACCAGGCAUAAUGACUCAGUAUGGAAGGAUUCUUCGGCAGCCCAUUGACAGGAUCUAUUUUGCUGGCACGGAGACAGCCACCGAGUGGAGCGGAUACAUGGAGGGGGCCAUACAGGCUGGAGAAAGAGCAGCCAGAGAGAUACUGUUUGCUAUGAAGAAAAUCCCAGACAGUGAAAUUUGGAAGCCAGAGCCUGCAUCAGCUGAUGUGCCAGCUCUGCCCAUCACUACAACCUUUUGGGAGAGGAACUUGCCAUCUAUACCAGGACUGCUAAAGCUGAUUGGAUUUGCCACUUUCUUCACCUCUGUGGCAGCUGCAGGGCUAUUUGCAUACAAAAAAGGAUUUCUGGUUCGAAACUGAAAAAGGUGCCAAAAAAAGCCUCACACUUGCUGUUUUCUUUUUUUUCGAGUUUUUUUUGGCAUGUACUUCCCUAUCUCCAGAAUCAGAUCAUGACUGGAGAAGAGGAGAAAACAGUAGAGAGAAGAUGCUAGAAGGGAGGUGUAAAUAAAGGGGAUUCAGACCAAAAAAGAACUCCUUGAAUCCAGGCCUACUUCUAGCAGUAAUUUUUUGUUAUUGGAUUUCUAGAAAACCCUGUCAAGCAUUAUCACCGUAAGGUUUUUAAUCCGUACUUCAGAACAGAAGUGACAAAAUACCUCAAUAAAGCCAGUUCUGAUGUGAUUUCCAGUCAUUUUUACUCUUGCAUCAAAACCAGACCCUGGAGUCCAAGUCUUCAUAGGCACGUCCAUCUCUAGCUGUAUUUCUGCCCAUUGUCUCUGACUGAGAAAAGAAAUUCAUAGCUUAAAGAAUAAUGGAUUAGUUCAUGCAAGUUGCUGGUGGGAAUCUUUCAGUUAAUUUUUUUCCCAAAUGUCUGAAGCCCAGGCAGCACUUAAAGAACAGGUCAGGAUACCGUUUGAAAUGGUGGUCUAAAUUUAUCUGUCUAAACUGUGCAAGUAUGCCCAUAGUUUAUUAGCAUCUCCAAUGACAUAGUUGUCCCACAGUGAGUUAAAGACAAUGUCUUUGCUACCUUUGGCAAUGGAGUUGAAUUUCAGGAUCCCCAGCUGUGCUCACACUGCCUGCAAGGGCAGAGCUCGUGUGUCCCUGUGUGGGAUCAGAUCUCGCCUGCCGAGAAAACUGGCAGGCUCCAGACCACAGCCAAUGUGUAAAGCAAUACAGCUGAGCACGGUGUUGGGCUUGAGUGUGAACUGGGAGCUGUGUGUUAAUAUGAGGGUACAGAUGUAGCCUUUGGAGCAUUUUUCACCAUGUCUAGUGCCUCUAUGGUUCCAUGGUUUUACCUGCCUAAGUUGUGCAAGAUAUCAAGGGAACAAAUUAACCUCUGCCUGUCCCAGGAAGCUGUAAAGUAGGCCAUAAAAGCUCUUUUACAUCAUUUUCUUAUCUCCUUCCUUCCUUCAUCAACUUAGAUUUAGACUUUGAACAUCUUGAGGCAGGGGCUGUCUCUUGUCUGGUAGGGUACAAUGGGCUUGAAAAUGUAGCUUUAGCUUAAUAAAUAGAAACUUUAUCUGUGUCUCAGCGCUUGCUUCAUGCUGAACAGACCUUAAUUCAGAACUUGAUUUAAUUCAGCUUAAUUCAGAACUUCAGUCUUUCCUAACAACAAGAUCAAUGUGAUUAGCACUUCCAGUUCAGCCUGCUAUGCAGUGUUGUACUGACUGUGCACUUUUGGUAGCCAAUCAAGGGUAUAAAUGACAGGGAGUUCAAACGGCACCAUAGAUAAGAUAGUCCUCUACAGCUGUUUCUGCCUUCCCUUGUUUAGUACCUUUCAAAUGGUGUAAACCAGCAAAAAAAAAUCCCCCAAAACCUUAGGUGCCUGCCUGCAAGCAUCACAGUACCUUUUUCUAGAUUAUUCUGCUGUUUUAUAUCUGUGCAAGACACAACAGGAAGUCACAGGUAUAACUGAGGGCAGGAUUUGGUUCAGUGCACAUGGAGUUUGAGAACAUUUACGAAGCUGGAAUUUUCCUGAGUCCGUCUGCUGCAAUUCUCCCUUUAGCCAGUGAUGAUUUAUAUGUAAAGAAAUUACAUUGCAUUAAAAAAAAAGCAUGGAGGGAAGUGUAAUAACAAUAUAUUCAGUGACUGGGGUGAGCAGACGGUAGAGGAAUUGUAUCAUCACUCUCAUGCAGACUUUUUGGGCUGAUAUCCUUGUUCAUGCUGAGUAGCACUUUACUUUCCAAAUGAUCCCAUGGAAAUCCACUAAACUACUUAAAGCUGUAAUAUUUGUGAGUAGCGCAUCAGGUUCUGGCCCUUAGACUUUGUUCUUUUAAACUUGAUGUGCCAGUUAAAAAUCUUUUUGUAGCAGCAGUUUGGAUUUUACCAUAAAAGAGUAUCCUCAUAACAGCCUUUUAAAAUGCAUCAGGGAACUUUUCAGACAUAAAGAUCCUUAAGUCAGAAGAACAGUGCAGUACUGUACAUAUGGCCUUUCUUAUUAUAUCACACAGAGCAGUAAUUGGCUAGGACAUUUGUCUACUCCAAAGUACAUCUAAAGUACUUCUAUGUGGGCUUUCUCUCUAUGAUUUAUUUACUGAAAGAAUUAAGAACCCAAAGCUGAAUAGGAACUGUACAAGCUCAGAGCUUUUGCAGCUUAGAUAAUUCUCAGGCCAAAAAAUAGACAUAAGAAGCUAAAUUUGGGAAGAUGUUUUUAAAGUCUUGGUCUAGUAUUUGUAAGUUUUAGACAGUGAAUACAUACUUAUGUAAUACAUACAUACAAAGAACUGCUGCAUUUGCAGAAUGACUUCCCUGCCAAAACUACUUGAAAUUCAAGUCCCACUUCUGCCCUAGAAAUACUCUGCAGAUCUGGAAAGGGGAGCAAACCCUUGAUAAAGACAGAUUGCUUUUAUUCAUGUACAAAAUGUAUCUGUCUGUCUUUUUUGCUCCUGAAUCUGGAAGACUUUUUUCCUAGUCCAACAAGAAAAUGCUCUGUGCCACAGGAGCAGAAAACCCAAGGAAAAACAGAAUUUAGGCACAGCUGGCACUAAUCUGAAUCAUAACCAGAGCUUUUCAUGAGGUUGGUCAAUUUUUAAAAAGAUGUGUGUAUAGAUAUAAACCUUUCUUAGUUUCAAAGUGAAACAAAAUGGAAAAAGAAAAGCCCAUGAAGAAAGCAUUUCUUAUGCUAUCUGCCACAAAUAAAAGUAGGGGCUGCCUGAAAUCCCAAAUUAAAUUUGGAUCCCCUGAGAUUUCUAACCAAGUGUUAUGGAUCUUAGAGGUCUGAAUGCCACUUCUGUAAAAACACUCAAAAGUUUUCAAUUGUGCCCUAUUCAUAAUUUAUUAACAUGUUUGAUGAGAAAUCCACCAUCAUGAAAAAAUCCAGCAGUUUUCCAACUUCAUAAAAUGCAUUAUAGAAACAACCAUGAAAAUAAUCAUGUUUUUCUCUUAUGAAGUGAUUUGUGUAAUCAUGUAUAUUCUUUAAGGAUCUUAGUUUGCUAUAAAAGGUUGUUCACUUGCUUGUAUACUGUUCCAAUAGCAAUUAUAUGUUGCAGAAAAUGUCAGGUCAUGGUGUGAAAAUCUGUGUUAACCAAAGUACUUGAAAGCUACCUGUAUAAACUACUCAACAGUAUCAAGGGAGGGAACUGUUUGAAUCAGCCCCAUGCCUUUCCUUAAAUGGUACAUUUUUUUCUCAAUGCAGAUCUUGAUUCCAAAUAGCACAUCUGCUGUCAAUAAGACAAAGACAUUAAUGACACUUAAAUGUAUGUCUUAGCAUUGUCCAUAAUUGGAACCCAAUGCCUGGAUGAGAAGCAAGAGGCUUUUAUUGAAAUAAUCUUGUUGCUCCUUCAGUGGGACUAUGAUUUCACUUAGGUAAGCUUUAUAAAAGUACAAACCUGUAAGGUUUUUUUUUUUUUUUUUGAGAUAUGAAAGAAAAAUAUUUUUGAAGAAGGAGGAGUUCUAUGUCCUACCGGACUACUUUGGUGCAAAAGGGAGCCAGAAUUAAAUGACAACAGAACUGCCAGUACUCUCAGAAAAGAAUCAAACGCACUUAAAAUUCAGAUUACAAGUGCCCACGAAUACACCUUUAAACAAACUAACAUUCCCUUUUACAUCUCCACCUUAAGAACACCUUGAUCUCACAGUCUGUUCUUCAAUAGAGAUAAAAACGAGAUGGCCAAAGUGAUCCUGCUUUCAAAGUAUCUCUGCAGUGGAAUCAUUUUUGCGUUGUCAUAGACUGCAGCUUAUAGUGUGUCUCCUGUGAACAAGUACAGGUCAGUGUUAAGUGGUGCCUGCCUCUGUGUUUUGGAAAAAAAAGUGACUUCACUUUACAGGAAUAUAUAUUCUGUGUGCGUGAUGAGUUUGUGCCUUUUAUAACUGUAGCAUUUUCUCAAGUGCCUCUGUGGUGACUGUCUCCCUUGGUUUUCUUCUUAAGUUCCCUUUUCAAUAGGCUCUGCAGAUAUUUUUAUCUGACAGCUGUGAACCUUUUUUUAACCUUAAUUAGAAUUAAUAAAUAUCGUCACGUCA
This is a messenger RNA of Dromaius novaehollandiae (emu), 5744 nucleotides long. RefSeq names its product monoamine oxidase B (gene MAOB). The record is from RefSeq and is a predicted model, not a curated record. The transcript is spliced from 15 exons. Gene Ontology annotation, cellular component: mitochondrion. Bases 84 to 1649 code for a protein of 521 amino acids. NCBI's taxonomy places the organism in Eukaryota, Metazoa, Chordata, Aves, Casuariiformes, Dromaiidae. Gene Ontology annotation, molecular function: primary methylamine oxidase activity; flavin adenine dinucleotide binding.